Molecule: messenger RNA, 292 nt
Organism: Arachis ipaensis
Lineage: Eukaryota; Viridiplantae; Streptophyta; Magnoliopsida; Fabales; Fabaceae
Source: RefSeq, a predicted model, not a curated record
UGUCAUUCCAGAUGAUAUGGACCCUACUAUCACGGAUAUUAUCAAGCAAUGCUGGCAGACACAAAGGGAAUCCCAUUAUGUUCGUGGGUCUCGGGUGCUUGUUAAACCUUACCUGGAGAAGUUAAAGGUUAUUGAAAGGAAUUAUGCUGAUAGAAUUCAGUACUCUAUGUGUUACUCACCUCACCACAUAGACAUGGAUUCUGAAAUGAACUCAAUUCCAAGAAGUUGUGGGAAUGCUAAAUCUCUUAGAAGACAACUUAUGGAAGAGUAGGAGCAGGCUCUAGAACUAGUA